CCAAAAUCUGGUGCUUCCGGCGGCCUGUCAACGUCAAAAAACCAACAUGGCAGUCCCCCUGCACCGGUUACACCACGUUUCGCUCCAGGUUAGUAAUGGCCAAAAAUUAAUUUAUGACCUCGCCUCCAAAUACAAGUUUAACUUAUUCGCCACCAGGAUAACCGACAGGUCCAGGCAGACGGCUUUCAGGAAGGGAGCGGCGGUUUUUGUAGUGAACGAAGGACCGAGAUGCGUUGCGGAGAAGGAGAUGAAUGACGGUGGGCUGGACGGUGUCACCCGCAAACAUCUCGCAGAUUUACAUCGAGCGAGCUCGGAGAAGUUCAAGCAGGGUAACAAAUCCCCGCCGUGUCUUUACGAUGGCCACCAUCACCACCCGGUGGACUCUGUCAGGAACGUGUGCUUCGAGGUGGAGGAUGUGGAAAGGUCGUUCAAGGUUCUCCGCGAGCUGGGCUGCAGUUUCCUGGUGCCUCCCACCACUGUCGAGGACGAGGACGGUGCUGUCACCUACUCCGUGGUGAAGUCGGUUGUGGGGAACGUGUGCCACACGCUGAUCGACAAGACCAAAUACGCGGGGGUCUUUUUGCCAGAGUUUCAUGCCACAGGAAGAGACUGGAGCUCGGGAAAAGAAGAGGACGAGCCUUGUCCUGUCACACAUUUUGACCACAUAACUUACGCCUGUCCCAGAAAAACAACGCACCAAGUUAUGCAGUGGUACGAAAAGCUCUUUGGCUUCCAGAGAUUUUUUAUCGAGAGAAAUGAAGAUGUGGAUGAAGGUUUCGUUGUAAACCAGGACGGUGUAGGACUGCGCCUCACUGCCAUGCAGUUCUGGAAAUGCAGCGAAGCGGGCCUGUCUCUGCCGCUCGUGGAUAAGAACGAGCCUGACUGCAAGUUUGUCAUCGCAGAAUCCCUCCCUCAUCAAGGUCGCAACCAGGUCGACACGUUUUUGGAGCAGCACCGAGCAGCGGGGAUCCAGCACAUUGGCCUGUACACCAAAAAUAUAGUCUCUGCUGCAAAUACAAUGGCUGAGGCUGGGGUCCAGUUUUUCUCCCCUCCUCCUGCCUAUUACACGCAGGUUGGAAAACAGCAGGAGAUAGAGGAGGCGGGACACAACCCUCAGAUGCUGUCUCAGCAUGGCAUUCUUCUGGACACUGACCUUCACCAGGAUACCUCAUCUCAGAGAGACGGCAGCCAAAACAAACGGUAUCUUCUUCAGGUCUUCACCAAACCCAUAUUUGCAGAGGACACCUUCUUCCUUGAGCUGAUCCAGAGAAGAGGGGCGACGGGUUUUGGCGAGGGCAACAUCCGGGCGCUGUGGAGGUCCGUGCAGGCGUACAUGGAGGACGAGAGGAGGGAUUCGGACACAGAGGAGUCCGCAAAAACUGUGCAGUCUGCUCAAUAACAACCCACUUUUAUUUUAUUUUAUUUAUGUUUGACGUUUUGCUACGUUUGUCACUGUUAUUGUGUAUAAUUUGGAGACGAGAGGGGCAAAGUUUUGUUGCAAUCUUAUGAUGCACUAAACAAAAAACCACAAAGCUGUGCUGUAAUCGUGCCUGAAAUUUUCUAUCAAAAUUACUGUUACUGGUGCUGCUGAAGAAUGGAAGUGGAAGUGACUGUGCCUCUAAAUCUGCUGCUCACAACAGACUAAAGACCUUAUUUAAAGACUUUAAAUAACGUGCUCCAUGUGAGCAAUAAACCGCAACUGAAAGCGUCCAUUUCAUUGUGUGUCGAAAAAUAUUAACUCUUUGUUUUUCUAUUUUCUACUUUUGAGAUGAUCUCAAAGUUUUCAAGGUUUUACAUGUAUGAGGCUUCAGACUGGCUUUGAUUUCUUCACAUAAAAAGUGAAGAUGGA
Messenger RNA from Austrofundulus limnaeus, 1849 nucleotides. It is a transcript of the gene hpdl, whose product is annotated as 4-hydroxyphenylpyruvate dioxygenase-like. Gene Ontology annotation, molecular function: 4-hydroxyphenylpyruvate dioxygenase activity. The coding region runs from base 47 to 1399 and encodes 450 amino acids. Gene Ontology annotation, biological process: aromatic amino acid metabolic process. Lineage: Eukaryota; Metazoa; Chordata; Actinopteri; Cyprinodontiformes; Rivulidae. The record is from RefSeq and is a predicted model, not a curated record. The transcript is spliced from 5 exons.